AUGACCAAGUGCAAUUGGACAACUCCAGAGAGGUUUGCGGGCGAGUGGAAGCUCCCCGACUUCUUCGCGAAGCACAAUCUGUAUAUUCAGGAAAGUAAGGACGAGAGUUUCUCGUGGCUAUUGGUGAAGAAGUUGGCGAUGUGGGCUUACGACAUCAUUAUGCCAAUGCCCAUCAGGCUCACUUUGGAGAACGUCACCGUGUUUACGCUCAUCUUGAUCGUGAUUAUGCCUAACGCUAUCACUUAUCUCCUCAUUUAUCCAAUUUUCAGACUUGUCUUUGGCACGCUAUAUCCUGCCUAUGCAUCGUACAAGGCCGUGAGGACAAAGAAUGUCAAGGAAUACGUAAAAUGGAUGAUGUAUUGGAUUGUGUUUGCACUUUUCACAUCGGCCGAAAUAUUCACCGAUAUGUUUUUGAGUUUUUGGCUCCCCUUUUACUACGAGAUAAAAAUAAUCUUGGUAAUAUGGCUGCUGAGUCCCGCGACCAAAGGCUCGAGCAUCCUCUACCGACGCUUCGUGCAUCCGGCACUUAGUCGUCGCGAAGCCGAGAUCGACGAGGCCCUCGCCAGGGCGACCGAGCAGGGUUACGCGGCCGUCGUCCAGCUCGGCACCAAGAGCGUCAACUACGCGACCACUGUCCUCAUGCAGACCGCCAUCAAGGGAGGUGGUGGUUUGGUGCAGCAGUUAAGAAAAAGUUACAGCUUGAGUGAUUUGGCAGGCGGGAAAGAGGAUGAGAAUCAAAAUACAGAGCAGUCACCCGAUGAGGUUGAUUUAGACGAACCUCGUCGAAGAGACAGAGGUGGAAGACGGGGAUACAGUCCACGAAGAACUCAAUCGAGCAAUAAUCGAAUGGACAUGUAUUUUUCUGAGGUAGAUUUGGAGAUGCGGAAGUCAAGUUUUAGGGAUCCCGUUGGUAGUUUAGCAAAUAUAAAGUCAUCGGAUGAUAUAUCGAGCGGGUAUAGUAGCGGGGAGGCAUUGCAGUCACAAAGGAAUUUGAUAAACAAUGAGCAUCUAGUCAGGACGGCUAGUAUUGGAGGUCGGAACCGCACGAAGCCAAGAUCAGUCCCGAAAAAAGCAACGGAGGUCAAUGAAGUGCAAGAAGAUGAACACGCAAAAAACAUCGAACAACUUUCUAGUGUAAAUCCUUUAUCUUACUUGAGUAUCGAUCAGCGAUAUAAAAUAUUAUCGUUUUUUUCGAAAAGCGUGGAUAACACGAAUAUGUUAAAGCUUUGUCAAAAUGUCAAUGAUAGUGCUGAUAAUAGUUCGACACGUAAAUCCGAUCCUCCAUGCGCAAAAUCGAUGAAUAAAGAACCAAAGGAUACAGCAAAUUCAGUAAUUGAUAUCAAGGUCGAGGAGGAAAAACUGAAACAAUCCAGUGAAAAGAGCAUUGCAAUAGAUUCUAAACAGAUCAAUAAUGAUGUUUGUUCCGAUAGGCUCGACGAGCUAAAUGAAUUAUUACAAAAUGCGAACAAAGUAGUAGCUACCAUAGUUUCAUCCCAGGAAAAUUUAUAUCAGCUAAACAAUACGCUAACGAAUAUUCGAUGUCCUAUGAAUCGGAAGACCAUCACUUUUUUAGAUGCAAACGAAAGUCGAAGUGUUUCUAGGAGUAAUUCCGAUUGCAGUGAACGAGCUGGCAAGUACAAUAAGAAACCAGCUCCGAAGAUACCAAUAGUGACGAAGGACGAGGAAGAAGAGGAAAAAGCACUGAAAGCCACACUAGUCAUAAAAGCAGAAAGAUUCAAAAGUUCGUCCGGUAAUGAUACAGUGGGUGGUGCAGUGAUCAAGCGAAGAAAGAAGGCAAACAACGCCAAAGUCGGAGCUAAGGAAAGUUUUUCAAAAUUGUUGACAAUACCCAAGAACAUGUUCCACAGUGCUUUCCACAAAGAUAAGGACGAGGACUUAAAAUCUGUUACUUCGGAGCCAUCGAUAUCUAGAUCUGGUAGCCACGAGAGUGUCAAAUGUGAAUUGGAUGUAACCACUGUUAUACUAGAAGCGAUCAACGAAGAGAGAACGAAAUCUCGCGAAGGAGAUACGUACGUCAAUUUGAAAUCUGACAGCAUUGACUGCGACGUUCCAGCAUCCCGGAUACCUAACACGGAAAAAGAUAUUAAAGAUCAUUGUUCAGAGAUGAUUCAUAAUGAUGAAACGAUUGUUUAAGAAUAUCUACUCUAGCUUCAACUCUCUCAUCUUUUACAUUGUUUCUUGUUUCUUUCGAGAGGCUUUUGAAGAUUAAUCCAAACGAACCAUUUCCAGUUUUGCCACUUUACCUCGUAUCAAAAAGACAACAAAGAAAAAGGUCGCAUGAAAUUUAUAAGGUCUUGGUCAUACCAAGGAAUAAGAUUACAAAUUUCUCAUCAUUUUUUUGGAAUGUUUAUAAGUUGAUGUUAAC
Molecule: messenger RNA, 2386 nt
Organism: Ceratosolen solmsi marchali
Lineage: Eukaryota; Metazoa; Arthropoda; Insecta; Hymenoptera; Agaonidae
Exons: 8
Coding region: 1-2154 (717 amino acids)
Biological process (GO): endoplasmic reticulum tubular network organization
Cellular component (GO): endoplasmic reticulum membrane; endoplasmic reticulum tubular network; cytoplasmic microtubule
Molecular function (GO): microtubule binding
Source: RefSeq, a predicted model, not a curated record